AUGGAAAAUGAGAGUGAUUUGAAAAACAUCCUUGGUAUGUUUCUUGCUGGUUCCAUCGAACAACGUCUCCUGGAGACGAUACGGGAACAACAAGAAGGAAGACGUGACCAUGAGAGAGCCUACAGAAAGGCAAGGGAAGCCGAGGAGAAGUUAGCGCUAUGGCGGAGCGAAUGGUCUGCUCAACGAUCACGACUCGUCUAUGCUAUUCGGACAUUGCAGUCCGCUUUAUCUAACGCUCGUCUGAAUUCACUCAAUGGUCUCUCGCUCACUCAAAUCGAACAACUGAAAGCGAAAAUCCAAGAAGUGAAGGAAAGUGAGAUGAUAGCCGAAGAUGCGAAAGAGAAGGUGAUACUUCUGUUUUUAGCUACCAAAUCAGGGACGGAACUCAGAAAGUACUAGAA
Molecule: messenger RNA, 401 nt
Organism: Strongylus vulgaris
Lineage: Eukaryota; Metazoa; Nematoda; Chromadorea; Rhabditida; Strongylidae
Source: the annotation of a GenBank genome assembly